Molecule: messenger RNA, 2110 nt
Organism: Danaus plexippus (monarch butterfly)
Lineage: Eukaryota; Metazoa; Arthropoda; Insecta; Lepidoptera; Nymphalidae
Exons: 5
Coding region: 56-1432 (458 amino acids)
Source: RefSeq, a predicted model, not a curated record
UAUUUUGUGGAUAGUAAAGAAGUGCAAUUAUAAAUUUCCAAUACAAUUAUUAGAAAUGGAUACAUCACUGAAAAGUAAACCUUUUAUAAAGCCCAAAACAAUGGCCGAACUUUUACCAGGACUUAGUAGUAUUUUAAAUGAAGACGCCGUGCGAUCUCUCACGGCUAAGAAACAGCCACGGGCCACUAUAGCUCAAACCCGAACAGCUGAAAAGGUCGUUAAACCAUUAACGAUUGCAGAAAUGAGAGCGGAUAUUGUUUCACUCCUACAUUCUCCGAAGAGAACUGUUCAACCAAACACUUCAACUAAGAAAAGAAAUUGGAACUCAUCAGUCAAACCAGAAAACAAAACGAAAAGUCUUUUAUCUAAUGGUCAAACGAAACGCAGUUCUGUAAGAAAAGUUCUCAACUUUCAACCAAAAAAUAAGCCUGUUACAAAUGUUAGAACAACUUUAAUUAGUUCAGAAACACCAAAAUUUCCAAAACCAGAAUUAAGAGCGAAAAAGUCAUUAAACAUACAAGCAAAAAACAGUGUAAGAAUAAGUGGUGUAUACAGAAUACCACAAGCCAAACAAAACUUCCCUGUGACACCAUCCUCCAACCUCUCGUUCAAGUCAAAUAGUGAUGCCAGUUUCUUACAAAAUGAAAAACACAUCAAUGACCAGGUAGAAAAAGCUAGGGCGAUCAUUGAAAGGCCGAUUUUAGACAAUAUCGCAGAAGCUACUCCUCCCAUAUCAACACCGUUCAAAGAGUAUAGAAAUGUUCAAGAAUACUUUAAUGACACAUGUGAUUUAGAUAAUUCUUUAAAUAACAACACCAUAAUGAACUUUGACAAAGAAUUGAGUAAAGAGAACAGUAAAAGAGAAGAAAGUGUGAUUGUCUCUCUCUGUGAUAUGCUGAAUAAAGCGGCAGUCACCAGCAUAGAUAAUAAAACUGAUCUGACAGUUACAGAUAAAAUAAACACAGAGUUAAACGAACUACUUGAAAUAGAGAAAGAAACUGAAAAUAAUAUUAGGGCAAUAGAAAUGGGCAUUAAAACUUUGAAUGACAUAAAAGAGGCCCAACAGAAAUCAUUACAAAAUGUCAGGAAGUUGAUCAAUGCCAAAAAGAAUAUUAAACCAGUCAAUGAAUCUGAUUCAAAUUCAGCUGAUACAGAGAUGGAAAGAUCGACUAAACAGCAACCUUCAUAUAAAAUACCAAAAAAGAAUACGUGUCUGAGGAAAAAGGUGUUUCGUAAGUCACUGCCAAAUGUUUCUGACGGUAUGCAGACUCCGCCCAAAAAUAAAGUCUUAGAUAUGUACAUGGAGAUGAAAGAGAAAAUGAAUUUUCUUAACACGCCAUCAGUGAAACGCCAAAUGCCAUCUCAAGACACACCUACAAUUACAUCGCAUAAUUUACAGAAGCAGUUGGACAAACUGUAUAAUGGAAGCUAACAUUACUUUCAAAGCAUUCAAUGUCAAACAAAAAUAGAUUUAAAUUAUUUGGAAUAAGACACGUAAUUGAAUGAAAUAAAUAGGUCUUGCCAGGUUAAAAAAUGAAAAGCUACAUUUGGUUGCAAUAUCAUAAAUACCAAAUAAAAUAUAUUAAUCGAAAUAAUGUCAUUAUAUGUUUUUUAUAUAAAUGUUUAUAUGUAAGCUACUGGCUAGCGGAAUUAAUUUAUUACAUUACCCAUUGUCAUUUAAUUUUAUGUUAACCAAAUUUGUGUAUAUGUAGUUAUUUUCUAUGUAAAUUUUAAUUAAUUUUAUUUAAGUAUAUGGUUGUGCUGUGGUCUAUGACAUUGAAUCGGUCAUGUCAUGAAGUGAAAAAUGUUGUCAUAAUGUGUUUCAUGAUAUGACAAUUAUAAUCAUUGGUUUCAUUGAAAACGUUUAAUAUGAAAUUUAGUUAAUUUUUUUUUAAUGUGUACUAUAUUUUGUAAAUAGCGAUUCUGGCGAUAUAAUAAUAAUAUUUACACAUUUUUGACCAAGUGAUUUCACUGAAGGAAUCACUUAACGUUGACAAAAUGUAAGGUAGAUUAUUUAGAUCCUAAGCUCCUUAGCAAAUCUUGUAAUAAUGACUGACUAACUACAUACCACUACUCUAACUCGCAAAUUAUUAACAAUAAAGGAUAUAUA